GGGGGAGCACACAUGUUUGGUGAGAAAGGGGGCGUGACUGUCACUUCCACGGGUUACAUAAAAGCUGAUAUGUGGGUCUGAAGUGUAUGUCCAUGCUGCUGUGAGAGAACUGCCUGUGCAGACUGACCAUCAGAGACGAGUCUAAAACAGCUUCAUUUAUCAACAGGUAAGAAUAAAGCUGCACAGGUGUGUGUUUAAUAACAGAGAGCGGUUCAUGCCCUGCAGGCUGCUGCAGCUCCCUGAGGGAAAUACUGCAACUUUCACAGCUGAUGUUUAUCUUACACGACGAUAAUAUGAAUAUUUGAGAAAAGUAGUGUUUUUGUUGUGUUGAUAUUGGAGGAUUGUUGAUGUGUAAUGGUAUUUAUUGAUGCCCAGGCAGCGCAGGCAGACUGCACAGAAAGAUGGCGGCUUCCCUGUUGAGGAUAGGACGACUGGGUUGUCUCAAGGUAAAGCAAACUCAAGCGUCAACUUCUCAGUUUUAACGCUUUAUUUUUAUGUGCUAUAAAUGUACAUAUAUCAAUCUGUAAAUCCUAAUAGUUUGGGUUGGGUAUCCUGCUGUUUUCUGCACUUUUUCAGCAGCCUCAUGGCAGGGCUAUUGUUGCCCUGCAGUCAGUAAUCCUCAUGCUCAGCUGUUAAACGGGGUUUUUCUUAAUUAAAUCAUGCGCAGUACACUCCUUUGGAAUAUAGAUAGUUCUGUGCAAACUAAUAUAAAUGCACACUGUGUAAGUAUGAAGUUUUAACGCAGACACAUAUAGGCCUGGCAGCUGAAGCUCCUUGACUCUGUAAGUGUUCAGUGAGUGCUGACCGACAUGGGAGGUGUGGUGAAUCUUUAACAUGGAGCUAUAGGUUGUGUGUGCAUGUUUGUGCAAGGUUAGAGGGCCCCCACCAGUAUGAAGGCAGUAGUUAGACUGGAAGUCGUCCAUGCACACACAUGUGAAUAGUUCCCCUGUGAAUAAAGAAGACUCUUAAAUUAAAUUUAAGGCGUCAUUAUGAACAUAAAAGCAGAUUUUACUAUGCGACUUGUCCUAGUUAACAUAUUUUAAUGUCUAAUCCAAACUGAGGAUGAUCGGUAAGCAGUCUGUGAUCUCCGUGGGAUAUUCCUUAGGGGCAUGAAACCUCAUAAAUAAUCAUUACGCCUGAAUUAUCUAAUGUGCUCUUUAUGCUGUUAUUGAUUUGAUAUGACAUCCAAUGCCAAGCAUGCUCAGUUUUGCUUUUUCAAAACACUGUCAGGCAUUGUUGAGACUUGGGAGGUGUGAGGAGAACUGGCUGCAAUCUGCACCCUCAACACUGGAUGUCACCAAAACUUUAAACACUUCUUACAAAUCAAACAAGAGGAAAACGAGGCUUAGUUUAGAGUCGUUUUCUCCCUGUUGUAGUGACUUUGCGGACCUGAAUUUUAGUCACUGUCUGGGUGCGGGAGUGAGGUGUUUUUGACAUGUUUCUAAUACAGUUCAAUGUCCAGUCCAAGGUUAUUGUUGAAUUAUAUUUUUGCCAUUUAUUGAUUACAUGAAAAACAAACAAAAAAAGACGGAUACGUCCAACUUACGACGAUGGUGUUGUACGCAAUGAGGGUGAGAGUGGUGUCGGAGAUUAGCGGUAAAACCGCGUUCUCUUCCCGUUCCCCAGAUCACUGCUUUACCUGCAUUUACCUGCCCAUCCACCUGAACAAAACCCAAAAAAUAAUAUAGAUAAAAUGGCUCAUACACCCAUUACAUUCUGUUUGGGGGUUUAAAUUGUGCAUUUUGACACUGAUCUGCUGAAUAAUGUGAGUUCUUGUUUGUGCGUGUGUCUUCAGUGUUUGCAGGCUGAGAGCUGGAGUAGUCUGUGCAGGGCGCCCGCUGCAGCUGCAGCUUUUAGCACAAAAUCCGGAGGUUCCAAGAAGUCCUCAAAGAAGAGCUCAGGUAAAAUCUCUUAGAAACAGGACUCCCAUCAUGACAUGUGCCAAACAUAUCAGCUUUUAUAUUAAACUCUUUCUGUUGAAACUGUGGUACAAGUGGAUAACCUGAAAAAACUUUUGUAUCAUGUAUAAAUGGCCAAACUUAAAUCCUUUCAUACAGGAUCAUGUCUAUCAUUCAUCCUAACACAAACCUUUAACCUGUCAUUAUACAAUCCAGAACCCCAGUCUCCGAUAUCAAAGUUCGGUCAUACAAUAGCAGGCUGAGCUUUUGUUUGACAUUUUAAAGUCUGUUUUACUGCUGGAAAUACAAAAGCUAAGAGUGAGAGUCCUAUGGAAAUAUAUCCACCACACUUUGGUGAAACAACAGCUCCUAAAGGUCAGGGUUGAGUUGUGUAAAUAUGAGGCUCCUUUAACCCUAAUGGGACCAGCAGCUGAUGGAUUAUCGGUCCAUAUGAAGGAUAUUUGUGUUUUUGUUUAGCCGUUAAAAAGGGGUUAUUGUAAAACUGAUGUUUGCAGGUUAUGAUGAUUAUUAUAGAUUCUCAUUAUUUGUUCUUAAUUGCUGCUUGUACCACAGUCCAUCUGUCCACUUGUUUCCCUCCUGCAGUCAUGAAGGCCCUAAUAGAUGGCCCAAGAGCUGCUGGUACUGUGCUUCGGGUCUCUCUGACCAUAAAUUUAACUUUUAAACUCGAUACAAACUUCUUAAUGUGUGACAGUACCGUUUGUUUACAGUUUUUCUUUAACCCUUUUGUGAUUUUAUGUUUUAUAAAAUUUCCUGCUGUGAAUUCAUAGACCUCUGUGAUAUUUUUUAUUUCUCCAGUGACUAAGUGAAUGCAAAAGAUAUUUCUUAAUGUUCUGUGAAAAAUGUUGGAAAUUUUGGGGUAAACAGUAAAAAGUACACCUAAUACACAUGUUGGAGGAAAUAAUGUAUCUUGUCUGCUUGCACUCCUCCUUUUGUCCUAGACAAACAGGCUAAAACAUACUUCGAUAUAGAGAAACUUGUCCAGCACAAGACAUAUGAUAAUCCCCAAAAGGAUCUUUCUCCAGCAUUCGCCGCUGCAGCAGCUGCAGAAGCUGCAGCCAAACCUGUUGCAGAGCGGAUACCUGAGGCUGCUGCACCAGCCGUUGAAGCUACGCCUAUCGUCGAGGCUGUCGCUGAAGCCGUACCUGCAGCUGAAGCAGCACCUGUAGUAGAAGCUGUUGCAGAAGCUGCACCUGUGGUUGAAGCUGUCGCUGAAGCUGCACCUGUGGUUGAAGCUGUCGCAGAAGCUGCACCUGUGGUUGAAGCUGUCGCUGAAGCUGCACCUGUAGUAGAAGCUGUUGCAGAAGCUGCACCGGUUGUCGAAGCUGUUGCAGAAGCUGCGCCUGCAGUGGAAGCCGUCGCAGAAGCUGCACCUGUUGUAGAGGCUGUCGCAGAAGCUGCGCCUGUGGUUGAAGCUGUCGCAGAAGCAGCACCAGUUGUGGAAGCCGUUGCAGAAGCAGCACCUGUGGAAGAAGCAACACCAGUUGUCGAAGCAGUUGCAGAAGCAGCACCUGUGGUAGAAGCUGUCGCAGAAGCUGCACCUGUAGUAGAGGCUGUCGCAGAAGCAGCACCAGUUGUUGAAGCUGUGGCCGAAGCAGCACCCGCAGUGGAAGCCGUUGCAGAAGUGGUGGCAGAAGCCGUGGCAGAAGCUGCACCUGUGGUAGAAGCUGUUGCAGAAGCCGUUGCCGAAGCCAUACCGGUGGUUGCAGAAGUUGUCGCAGAAGCUGCACCUGUGGUCGAGGUUGUCGCCGAAGCUGCAGCAGCAGUAGCCGAAGUUGCUGCUGAAGCCGCUGCACCUGUCGAAGAAGCUGUGGUGGAAGCAGCAGCAGCCCCUGAAGCUCCCACAGAACCUGCUGCUGAAGCAGCUCCUGAGGUUCCUGCUGCUGAAGCUGCUGUUGAAGCUGCACCUGCUGCUGAAGUCCCUGUUGUUGAAGCUGCUCCUGAAGCCCCUGCUGCUGCCGAGCCUGUCGCUGAAGCUCCUGUGGAAGCCGCCGAGGCCCUAGUCGAGCCGGUUGAACCGUUUCAGGGUACACACCACAAACCUCCCCCUCCCCCACAAUCCUCCUCUUUUCCUCUGUGGACCCUGCAGUCUACCAGCAGUCAUUCUCAUCACCACCUAAAGAGUAAACCUUGUAGCCGUUUGUGAUGAUGUUAAGGAUAAACUGUAAAGAUACCGGACAUCACAAACACACUUCUUUGGUUCUAGCCCUCUCACAGCUGAUUCCUCUAUAGCUGUUUGGUAUUGAUUAUGUCCCAUCACUUUGAAAACAGUUUUUCCUUUUCAUUCCCUGUCCACCAUUAAACACCACUGCACCAUGUCACUGGGCCACCUCUCCUGUAGUUAUUGUCCUGUUUGUUUGUGUUGUUUCAGCCAUCCUGUGUACCAUGCAUGAACUAACUGUGCUGCAUUACACCUUUUUGAUAUUUUUGUUUUUAUUUUUUGUUCGGGGACAUUUUUCUGCUUUUGUUUUUCUCUCACUAAUACCUGCCUGCCAUUGCACUUAUUUCUUUUGUUUCUUAGAGGUUUUUUUUGCACCUUCCUGCGUACUGUAUGUCGGCUCAGUUUGCUCUUCCCACUUUAUUUCUAAUGUUUUAUUUGCUUGUAGGACUCUCAGUUUCAUCCCCGCUCUUUUUCCCAACAUGAUACAAAAAAAAAAACUCUUGUUAGUGACCCUCUCUUGGUGUUGUGUUGUGGUUUUUAUUGAACCGGUUGUUUUGAUUUUGUAUUUGUGAUUGUUAAAGAUAAUGUUAACGGUACUGUGUUUACUGAUAAAGGAGAAUUUAAAGGUUGUAGAUUUGUCAUAUUUAUUAUUUUUUGUUCUUAACCUCCUUCCUCCUCCCUCAUUUUUCUCUCACCGUAACAGUAAUGUGUGACUCCUCCUUACAUGGGUGAUGGGCCUGUUGUUGAGUGUACUGGUUAAUGGAUAAUGUGUAAAUGUGAACUUCAUGGUAAAAGUUGUCGGUUCUAAUCCCCGGUUGCUGUGUGUGGAAUCAAAGUCAAAGAACUCGAUUGUUUCUUGGACUUUUCGGAAGUUUUAACGUCGUGUUUGACUUUUGUACAGCAGUUUUGUCAAUCUUUGGUCCAGCAUGACUCUAUCACAGCAACCUUUUAACCUUUAACUGACCUGACCUUUCACUCGUUCUUUCUUUUGCCUGUAGCCGGCUAUUCUUUCUAGCACUCCCAAGUCUUAUGUGCAUGAGGGGUUACUCUUAAACCUGGAUGGUUCUUGUUUGCUCCGUCCAAAUGGACGAUGGUGUCUCAGUAUGUGGUCCUGGUUUCUAAGGAUUUACCUGUGAGGUGAUAUUAAUUUUGUUUUUGUCUCUCCCUCUGACUCUCAGCUCAAAUGGACCCGAUUCAAAAACUCUUCUUGGACUCUAUACGUGACUACUCCUCAAAAAGCCAGUAAGUCUCUCGGCCUGCAGAUUUUGAAAAGGCAUCACUAUAAAUUGUUCAUAAAUGUGAAAAUAUUCCUUUUAGGAUCAUCACAGAAUAGUCGUUCCAGUCUGGUUUUUUUCAGACCCUACAGCCAGUCUGUUUUACAUUUUAGUAGUUCAGGCUUCAUUUCCUCCAGAGAAUAGUUUGCAUUUCAAAAUAAUCGACAUGUGCUCUCGAAAGGCAGAUGUCCUCAUCAUCUUUUCUAGACAACUGCAUAUAAAAUCUAAUGCAAUUUAUUGUUUAGUUUAUUUGUUUAUUCGAACAAGUGAAAAGAAAAACAAAAUAAAUACAGUAUACAAUGCACUUUUCAACAUAGAUAAUCCUACUUUGUUCGAAAGGAUGUAGAGUGAAGUUGAUAAAACUUAUGUAGUCCUACCCCUUUUGUUACUGUAAUUUAAUCAAUCAGAGCAUGUGCAGGAAUAACAGCACAGAAGAUAUAAAUUCAUGUUUCAGUUUCUCUCUUAUAUCCACUCAGAAUGUGGUUUAUAAAAAUAAGUUUGAACUUGGCGAUCUGCAGGUUUUCAUUCUUUGCUGCAGCUGUUCCUCAGAUCAACUCCUUGUACUGAUAAACGGUCAUUAUUGGCUGCUUAAUGCAGGUUAAUACUGUCUCUGACAUCAACAUAAGUCAUGUUAUGAAACCUGUAGGAUAACUAACUGUAAUUUUCUACAACAUGAAUAGAUAGAAGAUCCAUGUAAACCAUGUUCUUGGCCGAGGAACCAUGUGGUUUAGAUUGAUACCCUGAAAUAUUUAACUUUCAUCAUUGUGGUGUUCAGACUAUAUGACUGUGUAGAUCUUUGUCUGAUUAGAUGUAUUUUAGAGAUUUGUUUGCAAAUAAGAUUAACCCGGUGACAAAAUGAAACAGGACUGUUCACAUGAUGCACCUUCUUCUUAAUCCUGUAGGACCACUGGGGGUCUGGUGGAUGCAGGUGCAGAGUACGAGAAGGCCCUGGCAGAGGAGAUAACAAAGCUUCAGAGACUCUACGGUGGUGGAGACAUGUCAUCCUUCCCCGAGUUCAAGUUCACAGGUGAGCUACAUAAAUAAACCGCAAAUCAACAUUGUCAGAUUUUUGUGAACUAAACAAGAAAAAUAUCUAAAGUACUCGAUGUUCAAACUGUCUACACCUUUUGUUUAGUUUCUCCUUGACUGAGUCAGCUGCUCUUCUUUGUGUCUCUCAGAGCCCAAGUUUGAUGAAGUCGCCCAGAAGUGAACACCAGCACUUUGCAAAUAAACUUUUCUACUGUCGCCUCUCUGCCUGUACAUCUGUGCUCCAUAGUGGACCAUCAACAGUCUGCUUCAUGUCAGAACCCGGCCUCCAGCUUUGUUUGUGAGAACGUAGAGCCUUUGCAGUAGCUAGAUAUUUUAUGGUAAUGUACUCGAAAGGGAUUGGUGUACAUUUUUGCAAGACAAGGGAAAUCAUUGGCUGUGAAAUAAGCUUCGUGUGUUGAGCUGAAUGUAAAGGAAAAUAAAUAAUAUCAGGUCGUAUCCUGUCAUUUGCACUUUUUUUUGCCUCUGUCAGUAAAACUCAGACAUCUAUAUUAAAGUUUAGCGCUAUCUGUUUACACCGUCUGGUGAGAUUGUGCAGACCACCUUGUCAAGAGUGGAAAAAGUCACUCUAAAUAUACAAGCUUUAUAUCAAAUGCAUGACAGCUGAGAAACGAGCUGUCGUCUUACCAAGAUUACUCAUCUCAAUUCUAGCCAAAUAAUCUCAUUUUCCUAAUUUAUGAUAUAACCUGAUAAAUCCAAACUCAACCCUACUAACCUCUUCAACCCUUGAACACUAUCACUAAAAUUAGUAACUCCAUCACUAUCAGCGGGUGAUUUUUUUACCCGAAAUGAAAUACCCAAGAAAAAGUCCUUGUAACCAUAACCACUGCACUAAAUAAAGAUGGCAUGUAAAUUCCAGGACCACUCUUACUGACCUUAUUCCCUACAUGCAGCUAUCAAAUCCACCCAAACCUACUUUACCCUCUAAAAUCACCCUGUGAACACGAGUCUGUAGGAAAAAGCAGGUUUUGGAUCAGGGAAACAAAUAUGCCUUUAAAGAUGUCAAAGGAAAUGCUGAAGAUACCCAGAGACCCGUGAUACUCAGACAAACACAACAUCAUGAAAAUCACGUAAACAUGUUUGGUCGGGUGAAAAUCUGUCGUGUUCUAGUCGGUGUUCUAGGGCUAAAUGCUGUUUUACAUUUGAGAACUUUUCUAUUGAAGAAAAUGUAAAAUAAAGACAGCGACACUUUUCAAUAAUUGAACAAAACUAAAACUGUCUCUACAGGAUAUUUAGACCAGAUUCAAUAAAUCUGAGUUUUUGUUCUGGAGCCAGACUUGUUCUAAUGUGGUCUAAACUGUAAGGUCAGAAAAAAAAGUGGAAUCUUCCUUUUUGCAUUUCUUUAAAUAGAAUAAGUAAAUUAUAAAUGAAAGCUUGUUAUCAUCACUAAAAACAAUCUCUUUAAGAUCUGAAAAGUCACUAAAUUGUGGUUCUGGAUCAGGACCCUCUCCAAACCAGCAGAAUUAGAAGCUGACCUCAACAUUAUUAAGACUAAACAUGAGGUAAUUUUGGAUUUAUAAAACUUUAGAGAACAUCUUCUCCUGGGUGAACCUUUUUUCUCAUUUCCAAGUUGUGAUGACUCUAAUGUUUUUAUAUUAUUGAUAUUCAUAUAUUUAGAUAUAACAAUAAUAAUACAUUUUAUAUAUAUAUUGCGCUUUAAAUCUGCGAAAACAGAUCUCAAAGUGCAUACAAGGCAACUGUAAAAACAACCAAUAAAAAGAACAACAGUCAG
Molecule: messenger RNA, 8130 nt
Organism: Xyrichtys novacula (pearly razorfish)
Lineage: Eukaryota; Metazoa; Chordata; Actinopteri; Labriformes; Labridae
Source: the annotation of a GenBank genome assembly